This is a messenger RNA of Melanaphis sacchari, 315 nucleotides long. RefSeq lists its product as uncharacterized. The transcript is spliced from 3 exons. The coding region runs from base 1 to 315 and encodes 104 amino acids. The record is from RefSeq and is a predicted model, not a curated record. NCBI's taxonomy places the organism in Eukaryota, Metazoa, Arthropoda, Insecta, Hemiptera, Aphididae.
AUGGUCCUGGUGGGUAAAAUUGCAUUACUAAUAGGAAAUAAAGAUCUUGGUAAUAGUAUUAGAAGAAUUAUGGUGCGCAUGUUUGAUGAUGUAUUCCUAUCUAAUUAUUCUCUGUAUGGCUUCAAAAAGAAAAAAGCUUUUACAAGUUUAUCAAGUUAUCGUUUGAUUAUAGACGCGUUGAGAAAACAUCUUAAAUACAAGCACAACACAGAGAAGGAAAUUGAUAUACCUUUAGGAACAUGGCUUUCUCACGCCCCAUUCAGAAUCAAAAAUAAAAAACAAUCCGAGGAAGAGGAAUCUAAUAUAAUUUCUUAA